Molecule: messenger RNA, 2445 nt
Organism: Pelmatolapia mariae (spotted tilapia)
Lineage: Eukaryota; Metazoa; Chordata; Actinopteri; Cichliformes; Cichlidae
Product: class II histocompatibility antigen, B-L beta chain-like
Exons: 5
Coding region: 31-828 (265 amino acids)
Biological process (GO): antigen processing and presentation; immune response
Cellular component (GO): MHC class II protein complex; membrane
Source: RefSeq, a predicted model, not a curated record
UCCUGAAUCGUCGUACAACACACAUGAAACAUGUACACUCAUAAGCUUAUCCUGUUCGUGGCUUUCUCUCUUUUCAGUCCAGUUCUCACAGAUGAAGACUUUUACCAAGUGAGAGCAUGCUGUACAUUCAAAGGGCCACACUUUGAAGAAACCGAGUACAUGUUAACUAGUAUUUUUAAUAAGAACUUGAUGAUGGAGUACAACAGCACAAGAGGCAACUGGACGGGAUUCACAGCGUAUUCAAUUGAAGCAGCAAAAUGGUGGAACAGUGAUCCCUUUGAUGCACUAACAAGAAAGAUUGAAAGGAAACUGUUGUGUACGGACACAUCAGACUUCAUCCAAUCCAUAUAUAAUCUAACAACUGUACCCACCGUCAAACUGAAAUCCUUGAAAAGGCCUAAUGGCGAGCACACAUCCACACUUGUGUGCAGUGCCUACAACUUUUAUCCAAAACAAAUCAGAAUGAUGUGGAUGAGGAACGGCCAGGAGGUGACCACAGAUGUCAGUUACUCUGACGUGAUGCCUAAUGGUGACUGGUACUACCAGACUCAUUCCUACUUGGAGUACAUCCCAACUUCAGGAGAAAAAAUUGCCUGCAUGGUCGAACACCUUGGUCUCUGUGAGCCGAUGUUUGUAGUCUGGGAUCCCUCCCUCCCAGUGGCGCAACGAACUCAGAUAGCUGUUGGACUGUGUGGACUCAUGAUUGGAUUUGUUAUUGCAAUAUCUGGAUUCAUUUACUAUAAUAAGAAGUCUGCUGCAUACAUCACUGUGUGUCAAAGACAAGUGUUCAUUCCUGUGGAAUGCCUUCCUGAAGCUGGAGCAACUUAACAGCCUGAGCAAACACUAUUAAUACGGGCACGCUCCAUCCAAGGUGCCCCAAAUAUCACAGCUCUCUGAAUAACGAUGUCUGUUGUGAGUGAUUGGGGCUUUGCAUCUUCUACCUAUGGGACAGAGAACACAUUUGUAAUGUAGUUACACAGUAAAAACCUAAUAUUGUGCUUAAUUAAAAAUAUUAAGUAGGCUAAACUCCAUUUUCAUCAACUUGUUAUUAGAACUCAGUUUAAGUUGCCAGUACUUUUUUGUUCAAAAAGCUCAUCAACUCAGUUCAUUUGAGAAAAACUAAGUGAGCUGGAAAUUUUCCUUUUCAGUGAUGGGAUAUUGUACUUAAGUAGGUAGGCUACAACUCACAACUUGAGCUUUUGGCUUCCCCUUUAUGCCUCUCUUUUUCUGCCUUUUAAGUCUGAUGUCAUCAGCUGUUUCUGGGUCUAAAUUCCUCUUCAGGCCCCAAAGUCAAACAAACACUGUCGCAUUACUGAGCGUUAAAACUAUCUGAAUUCUUUCAUCUUCAGUGUGGCUAUUCUACUAGAUGUAACAAUAAAGUUUAACAUCCAGGCAUCCAUGAGAAACAGAAUUUAUGAAGUUUAACAGAGUUAGAAGUUAGCAGGGUGUUAGCUCGCUAGUUUCCAUCUAAAGAUGAUAUGCCAUGCUCUGGCUCAGAGAAAUUAAAAUGUACAACUCUGCUAUCACUUCAAACAUAAAUGAAGACAGAAAAUUAAACAGCAGCAAAUUUUAUAGUGUUAUUGAGGUUGGGCUAGCUGGUAUGGCCUCUAGUUUCCUUAAAUUCAACGAGAAUAAAACCGAAGUGAUCAUUUUUGUACCAAGUUGCAAUUCCAGCACCUCACAUUUUAAUCUGCACAGUCUAGAACCUUUUGUCAAGUCGCAUGCUAAAAAUUUGGGGGUUAUAUUUGAUAACAAGUUCACCUUUGAGAAACAGAUUAGCUCAGUUGUACAGCGGUUGUAGGGUUUGUUCUUUAACCCUAUAAGACCGGUCGGAGCAGGCACGCUCAGUUUUGCGUAACUAUUUUAAAAUCCCUGUAGAAAUGCAACCACAUAAGCUAGCGCAAUAGUUCUUUUUGCAUAUGAAACCGGAGGAGUUGUACUUACAUCUUAUGCCAUCAGUUUGUCCUAGGUCACGGUUUCCUUCCACAUAUGGCUUUGCAAAAAUUGCAUAAAAAGCGCUUGCAGCAACAAAAACAUAAUAUUCCAGAAACACGCUUUGCCGAUCCGAUCAGUUGUUCAUAACACUUCCUACGUUGGAAUAUACGUCAGCGCGAACUAUCGAAUGUCCGCCAUUACCUGCCCGAAACCGGAAGUGAUAUCAUCGGCAAAUGUAGUUUUUUAACCUUCAGGGCCUUAUAAGCCUAUACUGGUGGUUUUAAAAGUCAUGUUUGAGUUUAUGCUUUUCUGUAUAGUUUCUGGGUUGCGUAGAACUCAAAUUGCACUGCUGGAAAUAGUUUAUUUUGAUGCACAUGCUUUUUUUUUUUUUUUUUGCAAAUUUGCAUUAUAAUAUUUAUUUUCGGUUAUCCAGCAGUACAUAAAAAUUGGUGUACCUCAAAAAUAAAACUAUGAAGACACUCAAAAUAAAUUUCCUGUUGUUGGAAACUA